This is a messenger RNA of Exophiala aquamarina CBS 119918, 960 nucleotides long. RefSeq lists its product as uncharacterized. Gene Ontology annotation, molecular function: thiosulfate-cyanide sulfurtransferase activity. The record is from RefSeq and is a predicted model, not a curated record. Gene Ontology annotation, biological process: transsulfuration. The transcript has a single exon. Bases 1 to 960 code for a protein of 319 amino acids. Gene Ontology annotation, cellular component: mitochondrion. NCBI's taxonomy places the organism in Eukaryota, Fungi, Ascomycota, Eurotiomycetes, Chaetothyriales, Herpotrichiellaceae.
AUGACCAUAAUCGUUGCCUCGUCGCCGAUAUGGCGUUCUACACUUUCUCGUCCCCUCAGCAAGAUAUCUUUCCUGCAACGCUGCAAAUUCUCCUCCUAUAUCGUCACGCCUCAAGAGCUCAAUCAAGCUCUCAGCAAGAAUGCCCCUAGCACCAUCUCAACCGCACCGAAAACUAUCCCGAUAUGCGCAGCAUGGUUCAUGCCCAAUGACCCUGAGAAGAGAACUGGCCUCGAAGCCUUCAUGAAAAAGCGGAUACCUUCAGCUAGAUUUUUCGACAUUGAUGAGAUCAAAGACUCUGAGUCUGAGUAUCCGCACAUGCUCCCCACUUGUGAGGCAUUUGCAGACGCCAUGUCACGACUUGGAAUCAAGAGAGACGACGAGCUGGUAGUAUAUGAUACCGAAGAAUUAGGCAUCUUCUCUGCUCCUCGAGUUGCUUGGACCAUGCGUGUCUAUGGCCACCCUAAGGUUCAUCUACUGAACAACUUUCGAAUAUGGGUCAAGGAGGGCCUACCAGUGGAGACAGGGCCCCCCGAAGUGCCAAACAUCACCAAGUAUCCAGUUCCUAGCUACAAUACCGACAUGGUGGUGAAAUAUGCAGAAAUGAAGACAAUCGGCUAUGAUCACGGCAAAGAAGGUGCUGAAGAAAUCCAGAUACUCGAUGCUCGAUCUAAAGGUCGUUUCGAAGGCGCUGAACCUGAACCACGACCCGGGUUGAGCUCUGGGCAUAUGCCUGGCGCCAGUAGUGUACCAUUUCAGGAGCUGUUAGAUCCAGAGACAAAGGCUCUCCUCCCCGCAGAAGAACUUAGAAAAGUCUUCGAGUCCAAAAAUCUCGACCCCAAGAAACCAUUCAUUACCAGUUGUGGUACUGGUGUCACGGCAGCCAUUAUCGAAGCUGCCUUAAGGGAAGCUGAGUUCGGGUCUGAAAACGAUCGUAGAAUCUACGAUGGAAGCUGGACGUAA